Molecule: messenger RNA, 11805 nt
Organism: Danio aesculapii
Lineage: Eukaryota; Metazoa; Chordata; Actinopteri; Cypriniformes; Danionidae
Source: RefSeq, a predicted model, not a curated record
UCUACAUAGGUGUUCUUCCUGGUUGUUGAUUCUGUGUGAAAGUAGCAACAUUUCGGCCAUGAGCAAGUUACAGCAGAAAGCACGCGACGUUUGGAAAUAACGCUCGGUUGUCUGAAAUCUACAAAGACGCGCACGCGCGCUUUUUACUGUCAAAGCCUCUCCUUUUGCGCCGGAGGAUUCAUGCAAUGCAAUAUUCAUUUUGAUUAAGUCCAAAAUGCCCGACUGCUGUGCCGCAGCAAACUGCAAGCAGAGCACGGAUCAGUCCAGUGUUUUCUUCUUCGAGUUCCCGCUGGAUCCAGAUCGAUGCAGACAAUGGGUGGGUAACUGCAACAGGCCUGAUCUGCAGACCAAAACACCUGAGGAUUUACACAAAAACUACAAAGUGUGCUCUAGGCAUUUUGAGACGUCAAUGAUAUGUCAACAGAGCGCUCUUAAGUGUAUUUUGAAGGAUGAUGCCGUUCCUACUUUAUUCAAUUUUGCAACCAACCAGGACAAUGCACAAACAAGCAACAGAAAAAGGACAAGGGAGAAGACUGGAGAGGAGCCAGUUGUCCCAAAGAAAACUAAAGGUACCACCGAUGACCCAAACCUCUCUGCUACAGAGAUGGAAGUUAAGGUUGAGGGUGACUUGGCUGAGAUUAGCGAAAUACAGAAUCCUCCUGCACAUGAUGAAUCAGAGAAGGAGGAUCCUGCUAUUUCCAAAGCAAAGGAAAUUUUAAAAGAGUAUUUCAAGGAGACGUUAGCCUUCACUGGUUUCAGCAUCAAUAACAAGGCAUCCCUUAACCCAGGUGGGGCGCUGUCUGUUAAUACCAUGUGCUCUGAGAAAAUUGACCAAAAAGAAGUGCUAACCUUAGGUGAGGAAGUGAUGCGUGAAGAGAUCCGCAAUAGCCUGCGCCUUGCACGCUUUUUUUCUAUACUUUUGGAAGACAAAACAAACAUUGACGGUGUGGACCAGAUUCCAGUUAUCCGUUCCGUCACAAGUGGAGGCUAUCCACAGAAGCACCUCCUGGCAUUCCUCCCCUGUGAUGUUGACUCUGAAAGUCUGUUUCACAUGCUUAUAUCUGAGAUUCGUAACAAGUGGGGUCUGCGGCUGGAGCACUGCCGUGGCUUCACCUACCUAUCAUCAGGUGUCAUGUGUCAGAAACUGAAGGAUUUCACCUGUAGGAUGCUGCGGGAUUUUCCACAGGUAGUUCUAUCCCCCAGCGAGCCUUAUGCCUUUAAUGUGUGGUUGAUUCGCUCCAUGCCUAUCCUUCCCAUUCAAGAGGUUGUUGAUACCGUAGAGCAAGUUGCUAAUGUUAUUAGGCAGUCAGAAACUCUGGCGAAAAAACUUGAUGCCAAGAUUACCACCUUAUACGGUCACAUCAAAGGUGAAGUGGACAGAGUCAAAGAUUCUUACCAGAACCGUUGGGAAUAUGCCACAGAUGCUUUCCAGACAAUGCUUGACAUCUUGGAGCCGCUUUUGAGCAGUAUUGGAGAGAUGUGCACCAGUGCUCUUUCAGAUGUGGAUGCAGAAACUGUUGAAGCGCUUCUAAAGCUGAAAGAGAAGCUGAAGAAUUUUAAUUUCAUCAUUACUCUUGUGGUCUUGAAGAACACUCUGUGUUGCGUAAGCAUUCUGAACCCCAGCCUCAGGGGAAUAAUCAGCAUAAGCAGCACUUUACAGUACACCAUCUCCAAUGCCUUAAAGCUUCUCACCAAACAUAUGCAGGAGAUUCCCAUUUUUCACAGAAAGUGGUUCUCUGAUGCAUUGGGCAGAGCCAAGAAGUUGGGGGUGCCAGUCAAUUUACCAGCAGACAUGGUGACAAAUGGUGAAAGCACAGAAAAUCCUCAAGCCGCAUUGGAGGAUUACUACAGGGAGGCAUUAAGCAAGAAAGUUUUGCAGUACCUUAUUGAUGAAGUCAAAAGAGUCCUAGGCACUGAAAUGGCAAGAAUUCUCAGAUGGUUGUCAUUGGUGCCCUCAUACAUGGCUGACCACAAUUUCAGCAUCCGGAAAGACAAAGUUGCUGAUGCUAACCUGAAUAACUUGGCUCGUCCAGAUUCAUUUUACGAUGAACUGGGUUGUUGGGAAGUCAAAUGGAGGCAUGCUAGCAAGCGGAGAAUUCUUCCCACCAGUGUGUUUGCUACCCUUAAGAUUCCUGAUAUAGGAUUUUACCCAAAUGUACAGAGCCUUUUGAGAGUGCUAGGCACCAUCCCUUGCGUCCACGCAGAAGCAGAUGUGUAUGGGCAGUAUGACAUGGUGCUGAACCGGUAUCACUCCUACAUGAAAGAAGUAACAGCGGAAAAAAGACUGAGCAAUAUGGCCUUUGUUUAUGUCAAUCAAGAUGUCAACUUCAGCAUUGAGGAAAUGGUGGAAGCAUAUGUAAAGAAAAAUCCAGAAAUCCUUCAGCUGAUACAUGAGGAUGAUGCAAUGGAAGUGCAACCAUCAGAUCCAGCAACCAGUGCAAAUGAUGCCUCUAAAGAAGAUGCAGAAGAACCAAGAGAGAUGACUUUAAAUAUGGACGUUGAGAGACAGAAACCACCAGAAUGUGCAGAAACUAAUAAAGAGGCAUUGAAAUCUGCAUUACAGUCUGCUGUCACUGCUGCAUAUAGCAGGCAAAGCAGAGUCCCUGAUCAAGACCAAGAAGUAGAAUAUGUGACCAGAUCUGAGAUGAAUGAAGUCCUUAAAGUGUGUGAGGAUGUUGUUAGGGACAGGAUUCUUUCAGAGGUUGGAACUGCAUUUUUCUCCUUGUUUAUCGACCGAGUUAUCCUAUUUGGAGAGAUGGAAUACCUACCUGUGUUCAUCAGAUUUGUUGACAGUUUCGAUGUCAUGCGACUUGAGCUUUUGGGAUUUGUUGAGGUUACUAAUGACACUGAGGCUAUGUGCGAACAUAUUUAUGAUGUGCUUACCACUGAGUGGCAUUUGGAUUUGAGCUACUGCAGAGGUCAAGCUUACCUUGGUUCUGGUGAGCUGUCCUAUAAGCUCAGGGCCUUUGCAUGUAAAAUACAGGAGAAGAAUCCUCUUGCUCUGUGCACACACUGCUCUUGUUACUCUUUCAAUACAUGGUGGUCAAGGUCAGUUCCAGUUGCUGCAGUCAUGAGAGCCAUAGACACAUUAGAGGAGAUUGUGUCAUUUUUCCAAAGCAUGCCUGCCCUUGAGAAACAAUUAGAUCAGAUCUUAGCCAUAGGCCUAAGAGAGAGCUAUGAGAAAAUUCAUGAGCUUCAAGGACAGUUCUGCUCCUCUUGGCUUGAGAAGCAUGACUCUUACGAAGUCUUUGCUCAGAUUCUGGAGCCUCUAACUGAUUGGCUGGAAAAUAUUGAAAACGGCCAGCCCCAAAAAUGGAGUUUGGCAGUAAUAAAUCGAGCCAAAAGACUAAUUCAGUUAAUAGGGGACUUUGACUUCAUUGUGGCUAUUGUUGCACUAAAGAAUGCUUCAUCCUUCACCAGAGAACUGAGUGCAGCACUACAGAAAGAUCAUUUUAGCGCUGCCUCCCAGCUCAGCCAAAUCAGUGGUAUUGUGGCAACGCUUAACCGGGUUAAGACCAACAUCAAAGUUUUCCACCAGAACUGGUUUGAUGAGGCAUGUGGUUUUGCUCAGAGUCUUGGUGUGCAGGUUAAAGUGCCUGAAAGUAUAGUUGUUCCAAGAGACAGCCUCUUAAAGCCCGGCUCUUACUACAAAGAUGCAAUGAGUGUCCCUUUAGUUGACCACCUCAUCAAUAUGGUCAAAGACUAUUUCUCUGAUGACCACAAAGAAGCUCUCAACUUAAUGUCCUUGGUCCCAUCAUCUGUAACAAUGAGUUGCGUUUUUGAAACGCUCAAGGCAAAACCACCUCUGUACAUUGGUGACCUUCCAGAUCCUGACAACUUCUUCACGGAGCUGAGCUGCUGGAAAGUAAAGUGGAAAACAAAAGUGGUUAGUGUAACCAUACCAGAGACCAUUUUUCAGACUCUGCGUUUACCCCUCAUGCAGUACUUUGUAAACAUCAAUACGUUGCUAAAGAUUAUGUGUGUGUUGCCAAGCACAUCUUUGGAAUAUUGUGGAGAGGUGAUUCGGCACAAAAUGUAUCAAGACUACCUGAGAAACUCCUCAUUCAUGGACAGAUCACCUUGUUUAGCCAUGCUUCAGGUGAGCACUGACUUCAACAGAGACCUGGAGAGAAUGGUUGCACAGUGCUUAAAGUUUACACCCAAGACGCUGGAAGGCAUUUGCCUGGACAAAGAAUCCAAAACCUUAGGAAAGGUUGUUGAAAUAAAAACAGAGGAUGACAACCACAUGGAUGAAAUUGAGGGGAGGGAAUCUCAGCAGGACAAAGACUCCAGAACACUAGUGAUAAACGCUGAGACGCAAGGCCAAGAAGCAGAUGUCCAGCAAGAGAGACCUGAGGUCAUGGAGACUGAGCAGCAGCAGUCUGAAAACAUAGUGGAAGUUGUUGCAGAGGAGCCUCACAUAAAGAUUGAAGAAGUAGACAAGGUUGUGGAUGAGAAUGGCCAUCCUGGUGAACCAGCAGACAAUAUAAAGAACUGUGGAGAGGUCUUCAAACAGGCAGCAAUGCUUGCAAGGAGAAACUGCUCAUUGACUGACCUAAACGAACCCGAGCAAGAUGCUGUUGCUCAGAUACUUGCCUCAUGUCACUGGGUACAGGAGGAAAUGACACAAAUUUCAGAGGGGGAAAUGCUACAAAGUAUUGUGAAGGCCAUACGAGAAGCAGUCCUUUGUGAAGUUCAGGACUCUCCUUUCUUUUCCAUCAUCACGGAUAGAGUUAUUUCUGUUGAUGAGGCAAAGUUCCUACCAGUCUUUAUUCGAUAUGUGAAUGACUGCAUUCCUAAAGUGGAACUCAUUGGAUUUUUGCCCUUUGAUGAAAGUUUUGAUGUGGAUUUGCAAGCAAAGGCACUUUCAGCCACACUUGAGGAUAAAUGGGGACUUCAGAUGGGCUGCUGUCGUGGCCAGUCCAUCAUGUGCAUUGGUACAGGAGGUCAAAGUCUCAGAAAGGUGGCUCUGGCCAUCUUGGAAAACUAUCCACUAGCUGUGCACACUCCCAGUGAGUCUUGUGGGCUUGCCUACUGGCUGGCUUUAAGCCUACAGAAUGGUUACAUUACAAAGGUUCUUGAAACAACUGAAGAUCUGCUGCAGUUCUUUGAUCAGUCACCUAAAUUAGGGAGUGAGCUUGCCAAGACCAUGGAUGGGCUUUUGAAUACCCCACGGGAAGCACUUGGAGAGGUUCCAGAGACCUGCUUGUCUAGAUGGAAGAAGAGAGAAGAUUUUUUUGAUAUUCUGGUGGAUAUGCUAGAGGGAGUCCUAAACUGCUUAGAUUCUGUUAGCAACAACUCUAAUGGGUCAUGGAGCAGUAGUAUGUCACUGCAAUCUCAGACGCUGUCUACAGCUAUUAGACAGGUUGAUUUUGUUGUCCCACUUGUGAUUCUGAAAAAUGUCUGUGCUCCCUUGAGGAAUUGCAGCACUGUGUUCCGCUGUGGAAACCCUGCUGACAUUAUUUUUGAGCUUGAGAAGAUUAUUCCUAUAAUAGAUUCUCUUAGCAAGAUGUUGGACAAUAUAAGUGGAGUGCAUUGUGUCUGGUUUGAGGAGGCAGUGGGACUUGCAACUAAGGUCACUGGAUUGUUGUCAUAUGCAGAAUCUGUCAGUAGCUAUGAUUCACCAGAAACAUUCUACAUGGAAGCAGUUAGCUUACCAGUUCUCAGCGGUUUGAUUGAGGAAAUGAAAUUUAACUUUUCAGAGAAUCAUCUGAAAGCCCUGAAAGUGUUAUCCCUCCUCCCUACCUGCAACCCUCUGCCCAUUCUCCCAGAAUCCACAGAUAAACUGCACACUAUAUACCUGAGCGAUCUCCCUGAGCCGGACACGGCUGAAGAAGACAUUAACACGUGGGCCACGGUUUGGAGGGAGAAGUAUCAAGAUGUUUGUCCUCCCACAUCCAUCUCUGAGACAUUGCUCCAUAAUGAAGCCAAAAACCUUCCAAAUGUUGCAACUCUUCUCAAGCUAGCAGCUGUGCUGCCUAGCAUUAGCAUGGAGUGUGAUCUAAUGAAGACAACAUUAAACUCCUUGAGGAUCUUACUAAGAGAUGGUAUCUUUAGCAGGGGUAGUAAAACUGAUUCAGUCCUGCUUCUCAUGCACCGCCAGACACUGCAGAGCCUGGAGGAGGUAAUUGAGAAAUGUAUGGAGGUCGAUCCAGAAAGUCAGCCAUUUCUUGCUCAGGUAAAAGCAAGAGUUAAUCAUCUGAGAAUGGAAGGUGAAGUUAUUGCCAUGGCACCACAGGAGAUUACCGUGGAUACAAAUGGUUCUGGUAAUACUCAAGAAGCAACGGAUGCUGUAAUUGAUGUUAAAACGGCUGCUCCAGAGGAAGCUCCAGUUGAAACCAAUGGCUCUAGUGAAAUAGAAGGGGCUGAAGAAGCAUCUGUCAUGAGUACACCUGACGAGCCAGUAUCUUUAAUAAUCCAAAGCUCUGACAAAAACACAGCUACAGCUCAAGCGAUCCCUGUUUGCAGCUCUCUGCCAACCAGCAAACUUGACCAACCAACAGAAUCUCUUCAGGAUGCCACUAUGCAGACCGCAGAAGCAGAACAUGACAAUAGUGAUCAGCUGAUUCCAGUUGUUCACAAUGUACCAGUAGAUGGAGGUCCUAUUAUAACAAGUCAAGGUGUAACUGAGCCAUUUAAUGAAGAACAGCCAGUUAGCAGUGUUCAGUUGGCAUCAGCUGAUCAAAGAGAAUGUAGUCCACUCAUGGAGGUAGAUCAGUUUGCUGCAGCAGAACCAGAUGAAAAUGACAGGCCAACAGCAGAGGAACAAGUUGUACCUGAGCAGGCAGCUGCUCCCAAUUCUGAAGUUCUUGAAAAUGAUUCUUCUAUAGUUGCUCAAGACAGAAGUUAUCACACAGUUACAGGGUUAGCAGAUGGUCAGUUUAUUUCAGAGCAUCAGAGUGAAUCUGUUCAGCUAAUGGCAGUUGAUCUGAGUGUAGAUGAUCAGUUGGUGUCGGUGGAUCAUAGUGAAGCUGAUCAAGUCAUGGAAUUUGAAGAAAGUGGAAAUGCUCCAUGUGUAGUUGAUCACAAGGGUGAUGAUAGCCAGCCAGCAACAGGGGAACUACUGGAGCAUCAGCAAUUUGCAGUUGAAAUCAACCAAUCUGUGGAAAAAGUUCAAGAUGAAGCUUGUCUGAUAGAAACAGGAAUGGCAGGUGAAACUGAUCAAUGUGUAUCAGUGGAUAAAUCCGGAUCUGAUCAACAUGAAGCUGAGGAUAACUCUGAAAAUCAGUCUGUAGCAGCAGGUCAGGGUAAAACUGGUCAGUCAGUUACCGACCAGUCAGUUACUGAAGAUGAGACUGUGAAGGAUGAGGUCAUGACAGAUGUUCAUUUGAAAACAAAUAAUUCAAUCGUAGAGAGUCAAGAAAAUACUGGAAUAUUAAGAGAAAGUGAAUCUGAUCAGCUCAAGGUGUCUGAUGUUGAAAGUGAGCAAUCUGUAGCGGGAGGUCAGUGUGACAUUGGUCAGUCAGUAACUAAAGAUCAAACUGUAAAGGAUCAGGUCAUGAUAGAUGUUAAUUUGGAAACUGAUCAUUUAGUAGCAGAGGGUCAAAAUGAGGCCAGACAAAUAGAAAACGAGUUAACAUAUGAAAUUAAUUUAAAAUCAGAGGAACAAAGUGAAUCUGAUCAGGUUAUUGUAUUUGACUCUGGAAAUGAUCAUUCUGUAGCAGCAGAUCAGGGUGAAACUGGUCAGCCAGUAACUGAUGAGAAUGUAAAGAAUCAGGACAUGACAAAUGAUCGUUUGGAAACUAAUCUUUCAGUAGUGCAAAAUCAAGAAGAGUCUAAUCAGACAGAAACUAGGUUAUCUGACUCUGGAAAUUAUCAUUCUGUUGCAGCAGGUCAGGGAGAAACUGGUCAAUUAGUAGCCGAAGAUCUGACUGUAAAGAAAAAGGACGUGGCAGGUCAUCAUUUGGAAUCGAAUCAUUCAGUAGUGGAGAGUUUAGAUGAAACUGCAUUCAUGAAUAAAGGGGAGGUAAUAUUAGAUGAUCAAAAGGAAUAUGAUCAGCUUAUGGUAUGCGACUCUGCAAAUGAUCAGUCUGUAGCGGAAUAUCCAGGUGAAAUUGGUCAGUCAGUAACUGAAGUUGAAACUGUAAAGGAUCAAUUCUUGACGGAUGAUCAUUUACAGACUCCUCAAUCAGUAGUAGAGAGUCAAGAUGAAACUGAUCAGACAGAAACUGGACUAGCGAAUGAAGGCGAGUUCAUGUCAGGCAAUCAGAGUAAAUCUACUUCACUUGUGUGUGACUCUGGAAAUGAUCAUUUUGUAGCAGCUUGUGUGGGUGAAGCAGGUCAGUCAGUAGCCGAAGAUCAUAUUUUAAAGGAUCAGGUCAGGACUGAUGAUGAUUUGGAAACAGAUCAUUCAGUAGUUAUUAGUCCUGAUGAGGCUGGUCAGGCAGAAACAGGGUUAGUGAAUACAGAUGGAUUUAUGUCAGUAGCUCAAUGUGAAUCAACUCAGCUUACGGUAUUUAACUCUGAAAAUGACCAGUCUGGAACAGAAGAUCACAGUGUAACUGAGCAGUCAGAAACCGUAGAUGCAAAUGUAACUGAACGGUUCUCUGGAGUUGGUCAAGAUGAAAAUAAUCAUUCUGCAGAAGAUGGUGAAGAACAGUCGGGUCAGAUAGGAACUGGGUUUUCAACUGAAGGUGAAACCUUUCAGGUAGUACAAGAAGAUCAAAGCGGAUCUGAUCAGCUGAUGCUGGAUGAUGUGUCUGAAAGUUAUCAAUCUGGAUCAGCAGAUCAAGUUGUUACCUGUCAUUCAGUAACAGGAGAUCAAAGUGUUCCUGAUCAGUUCAUAGCAGUCGGUCAUGUUGAGUCAGAUCAGUCCAUAGUUGAAGGUAAAAAUGAAGCUGGUAUGGCAGAAAGUGUAUUUCCAAACGAAGCAGGACCAAGUCAGUUAAUAUUGGGGGAUCAAUGUGAAUCAGAUCAGUUAAUGGUUGUUGACUCUGAAAAUGACCAGGCUGUAUCAUCAGUUCAGAGUGGCUUUGUUCAGUCUGUAUUACCAAAAACAGCAGAAACAAGUCAUUCAGUAUUGGGUGAUCAAUGUGGAUCUGAUCAGCUCAUGGUAGUUCAGUCUGGAAAUGAUCAGCUUGAAACAGGAAAUCUAACCAAUCAGUCAUCAUUAGAUCAAAAUUUAACUGAUGCAUUUGUUGAAGUUGCAACUCCUCAGCUUAUAGUAGAAUGUCAAAGUGGAUCUGGGUUAGCAGAUGAAGGUGGAAUUAGUCAGGUAGCAUCAGGUAAUCACGAUACAGAUCAGCUUGUGGCUGAUGAACCCUGUGCAAAUGGUCAGUCUGUUGUAGAAAGUCAAGGUGGAACUAUUAUUGCAAUUAAUCAAAGUGUACCUGAUGAGCCUAUGGAAGUUAGUCAAGGGGGAUCUGACCAGAUAGUACCAGGGAAUCAAAGUGAAAUGGAUCAGUCUAUCACAGUAGAUCAGGAUGGCCCCAAUCAACCUAAAAUAGCUGCAGACUGUGGCACAAAUCAGUUUAAUUCAGUGGCUCCACAUGGCUCUGCCCAAGAAACUGCGGCAGUGAACGUUUGCCUCAAUCACCCAUUUGAAACUCCAAGUGUUACUGAUUAUUGCUCACCUGCUUCACCCGAGGAUAUUACUGAUCAUCUCAUAGCAGCAGAAUCAGUCACGGACCAUUCUGAAGAAAAAGUCGUGGAUGGUACAGAACAAGUAGUUACCCUGGUUGACUCUGCGCAUAAGCAAAAUAUGUUUACCCCCUAUGAUGCUGUUGCUCGAGAAGAUUUGCUCAAAGAACUGUGCAGGAUAAAGUUCUUUUCUAUAGUCACAGAGGAUGAGUUGAUAAUUGAUGGCCAACAAUUUAUUCCUGUAGCAAUACACUACCUGGACAAACAAGACAUUCAGUGUGAAAAAAUAUUAGCAUUUCUCCCAUUUUCCACAAACAUUGCUUCAUUUGUGGAUACUCUCAUCAUCGCCCUCUCUGAGAAGUGGGGGCUAAAUUUGGCACUUUGUAGAAGUCAAACAUUGGCUAGAUCUGAUACCCAUGCCUCUCAGAUGACUUCUGUGUCAGCUUUGCUUUCCCAGAGACUCCCUCAUGCUUUCAGUUUCCCGAAACCUAUAUCUCUGAAGUCUUUGCUAGCCAGUUUAUCCUCCCUGAGAGAGGUAACUCAAAGUUUUGAGUACUUGGAGCAGCUGUUUUUGUGGUUCUCUGAGGAUGAUCAGCGUCGGGUAAGACUAGAGGACGCUGUUGUACAUUUGUUCCAGAAGGACGAAAGGAAGGCCAGAGAGCUGAAAACAAUGAUAAGCAGCAAUCAACUGGCAAUGAGCCAUGAGGUUCUGGAACUUACUACAGACAUUCUAGAGGCCAUCGUCCUUUGCUUGAAUGAGAUGAAAGGAAACCAAGAUAAUGAGGCAAACACAGCACAGGCCCAGAGCUUCCUUUCUGGAAUCCAAAACUUUGACUUCAUAUUGACAGUUUUGAUUAUGAAAAACAUCUUGAGCCUCACCAAAAACCUAAGCCUGAGUCUUCAGGGAAAUUCUCAUGAUGUAUAUCAAGCUGCAAACCGCCUGUCUGAUGUCCUACCCUCUCUCAGUGAAAUGAAGAACCGUCUUGAGUCACACCAUAAAACCUGGUUUCAAGAGGCAGUUUCUUUAGCUUCUAAGCUGCAGGUACCAUCACUACAAACACCAAUAAAUGUGCACUACAAAGAGGACAUCAGUAAAGGGGCCAUUGAGCAUUGUAUUUCCGAGGUGAAAGGAGUCUCCCUGGAUGUUCUGUCUGCUCUUCGCUGCUUGCAGGUUGUGCCUUAUGUCAUGUCCAAAGUGGAAGGAUGCUGCAAGGACACUGAGUUUGUCAAAGUGUUUAAGGAUGACUUGCCUGACCCAAGCUCCAUACAGGCUGAGCUGCAAAGGUGGAGGGACAGGUGGCAAGACUCUAUUGCUACUCAUCAACACCUACCCGACACUGUCCUUGGCACACUGAAAGUUUCUGACAUCCAGACUUUUCCCAACGUUUCAACCAUCCUUCGGCUCCUUGCAGUCCUGCCCUUUUCCAGCAUGCAGAGUAGACAAGGAAAGGUGAAUUCUGAGCUGUACCCUCUGUAGUAGGCUUGGCUUAGUUGACCCCAAACAAGCUGUCCUUUAGGAUGUCAUACACUGCUGAAACUUCAGAAUGUCCCACUGUAUUCGCUAAACUGUAGAUCACAUCUGACUGUAGGUUUCAGUAUGUUUGUUUUAUUAGUUAAUGAUUACAAAUUAGACCUGUACACUUUAAGUAUAAUCACAUGAUUGUUUUAUUGGCGUUUUGUCUUUUUUUAUUAUUAUUAUUAUUAUUAUCUGUUUUUCCUUUUACAUAAGUGGCAUGAAAAAAAAGAGGACUGCCAAUUGGGACCAAUGUCUUGCCAAAAAAAAAAGAAAAAAAGAUAGAAAGAGAGAGAAUAGGAUGCCCUUGUGGGCUCUUACUGCUUUGUGCCUUUAUGCAAAAACCCUACGUAAGUCUUUAAAUCGAGAGACACAAAAAGUCUGGAUGGACAUUUUCACCCCAGACUUUUUGGACAUUUCCGAAUAUCUUCAGGAACUUUUAAAGACUUCAAAUCACGUAAAUCCUCUGAGAUGCAUUGGGGGGAAAUUCAUCACAAUGAAUUAUGAUGGUUGUGUUCUGUUGUCACAAUGUCAUCCCACGGCACAAACAAAAAUGAGUCUGUCUCUGUAUCAUUAUGUGUUACAAUGGUUGAUUUGUUUGCAGUUUUAUUUUGAUCAAUGGAUUUUUCUGUAAACAUUUCUCCCAUAAUUCCUCCUCAUGAAGGAAGCGUUCAUAUAUAUUUGACUAAAAUAAACAAAAUCAUUGAAAAUAA